UUUUUUCUCGUCUCCCGUUUUGUGUGUUGGGGGGAUGGGGCCGUGCCGAGGAUGAGACACUCCAAAUAUUUACCACUUGGCUAACUAAAUAUCUUUAUUUCCCAACUGGGCUUCCUCCGUCGCUCUUGUAGAUAUAAAUACUUUUCGACCACGCAUGAGUUUGGGUGGAAUUCGACGAACAUAAAGUGGAGUAUCUGUACGUCCACGACACACGCUCAAAAAGUCGACAAAAUGUACUCCUCUGCUGGAGCUUCUGAGAUGCUUGAGGGACCCCGUUCCUCCGGGUCAGCAAGCUCUGAACCCCCAUCAUCCCCAGUGCCAGAAUAUGUAUUCAAGCCACCAUCACGGCCAGACUUUGGCACCAUGGGCAGGACAAUCAAGCUCCAGGCCAACUUCUUUGAGAUGGAAAUCCCCAAACUGGAGGUCUACCAUUAUGACAUCGACAUCAAGCCUGAGAAAUGCCCCAGGAGGGUCAAUCGUGAAAUUGUGGAGCACAUGGUCCAGCACUUUAAAACACAAAUCUUUGGUGAUCGAAAGCCGGUGUAUGACGGGAGGAAGAAUCUCUACACUGCCAUGCCCUUGCCCAUCGGCAGAGAUAAGGUGGAGCUCGAGGUAACCAUUCCUGGUGAAGGCAAAGACCGUAGCUUCAAAGUUUCCAUCAAGUGGGUGUCUUGCGUCAGCCUGCAAGCUCUGCACGAAGCGCUAGCAGGGCGGCUACCCAGCGUCCCCUUUGAGACCGUCCAAGCCUUGGAUGUGGUCAUGAGACAUUUGCCCUCUAUGAGGUACACCCCAGUGGGCCGCUCUUUCUUCACUCCCUCAGAAGGCUGUUCGAACCCCCUCGGUGGUGGCAGAGAGGUGUGGUUCGGCUUCCACCAGUCUGUCAGGCCCUCUCUUUGGAAAAUGAUGCUCAACAUCGAUGUUUCCGCCACUGCAUUCUACAAAGCCCAGCCUGUAAUCGAGUUCAUGUGUGAGGUCUUGGAUUUCAAAAGCAUUGAAGAACAACAGAAGCCCUUAACAGACUCUCAACGAGUGAAAUUCACAAAGGAAAUCAAAGGAUUGAAGGUGGAGAUCACCCACUGUGGGCAGAUGAAGAGGAAGUACAGAGUGUGCAAUGUGACCAGAAGACCAGCCAGCCACCAAACGUUCCCCCUGCAGCAGGAGAACGGCCAAACUAUUGAAUGCACAGUAGCACAGUACUUCAAAGACAAGUACAAGCUCAUCCUGAGAUACCCCCACCUCCCGUGUCUGCAGGUGGGACAGGAGCAGAAGCACACCUACCUACCUCUAGAGGUGUGUAACAUAGUGGCAGGACAGCGCUGCAUCAAAAAGCUGACGGACAAUCAGACCUCCACUAUGAUCCGUGCCACAGCCCGAUCGGCACCAGACCGUCAGGACGAAAUUAGUAAAUUGAUGAGAAGUGCCAACUUCAACACUGACCCUUACGUUCGUGAAUUUGGAGUGAUGGUGAGAGAUGAGAUGACCGAAGUAAACGGCCGUGUCCUCCAAGCACCUUCCAUUCUGUAUGGAGGCAGGGUAUGUGGAUCACCUGGGGUCAAUGCGUUCAUGAACAAAGCAAUAGCCACACCAAUCCAGGGAGUAUGGGACAUGAGGAACAAGCAGUUCCACACUGGCAUUGAGAUCAAAGUGUGGGCCAUCGCCUGCUUCGCACCACAGAGGCAGUGCACUGAACUCCUGCUCAAAGCGUUCACAGACCAGCUGAGGAAGAUCUCCAGGGAUGCAGGGAUGCCCAUCCAGGGUCAGCCUUGCUUCUGUAAGUACGCCCAGGGGGCGGACAGCGUGGAGCCCAUGUUCAGACACCUCAAGUACACCUACCAGGGCCUCCAGCUGGUGGUCGUCAUCCUACCUGGGAAGACGCCCGUCUACGCUGAGGUGAAACGUGUUGGAGACACGGUACUCGGCAUGGCCACGCAAUGUGUGCAAGUGAAGAAUGUUCAAAAGACAACACCUCAGACCCUCUCCAACCUCUGUCUGAAGAUCAACGUCAAGCUGGGCGGUGUCAAUAACAUCCUCCUCCCGCAGGGCAGGCCGUUGGUGUUCCAGCAACCGGUGAUCUUCCUUGGGGCAGAUGUGACUCAUCCGCCUGCUGGAGAUGGAAAAAAGCCUUCCAUCGCUGCUGUCGUUGGAAGUAUGGACGCCCAUCCCAGCAGAUACUGUGCCACAGUGCGAGUGCAGCAGCACCGUCAGGACAUCAUCCAGGACCUGGCCACCAUGGUCAGGGAGCUGCUGAUCCAGUUCUACAAGUCCACCCGCUUCAAGCCCACCAGAAUAAUCUACUACCGCGAUGGCAUCUCUGAGGGCCAGUUCAACCAGGUCCUUCAGCACGAGCUGCUGGCGAUCCGUGAGGCCUGCAUCAAACUAGAGAAGGACUACCAGCCUGGUAUCACCUUUGUGGUAGUGCAGAAGAGACACCACACCAGACUGUUCUGCAUGGACAGAAACGAGAGGGUUGGGAAGAGUGGCAACAUUCCUGCAGGCACCACGGUGGACACCAAAAUCACUCACCCAUCAGAAUUUGACUUUUACCUUUGCAGUCACGCUGGCAUUCAGGGCACCAGCAGGCCGUCUCACUACCAUGUGCUCUGGGACGACAACCACUUCUCUUCAGAUGAAUUGCAGGUCCUCACCUACCAGCUAUGCCACACUUAUGUGCGCUGCACCCGGUCAGUUUCCAUCCCAGCACCAGCUUACUACGCCCAUUUGGUGGCUUUCCGGGCUCGCUAUCACUUGGUGGACAAAGAGCACGACAGUGCCGAGGGCAGUCAUACAUCAGGCCAGAGCAACGGGCGUGACCAACAGGCCUUGGCCAAGGCUGUUCAGAUUCACCAGGACACCCUGCGCACCAUGUACUUUGCCUGAGAGCACACAACCUGAGGCUGUGGUGGGUGAGACCCCACUGAUGAAACACACUACCCCUCGCUGUCUCACUGUCAGCUGUAGAUAGCAUCACAGUGGUUUCACAUCAUGAUCUCCCUACCUAACAGACCUGCCAGUCAAUCAUAUGUCUACAAUUGUACUUCAGCCCCAGACCCAUCGGAACCAAGCCAGCUAUUAGACUGUAAGAUGCAAAAGAAUCCCUUUGUCGGGGAGCUGGAAGAGGUUUUAUUUACAUGUUGUGCAUUAGUAUGUGUUUGUACUUGUUGUAGGGAAAUAUGUUGCAAAGUAUGAAAGGAAAAGUUUGUACACUGAUUGAUGAAAUCUAACGUUUUUAAACUAGUGGGCAGUAUCAUGAUACAUCGGGGAUGAUUUAAGACUAGAGGAAGCUGUUCGCCCCCCUUCUCCUGAUUCUGUUGUUUGUUAGGGUCUUGGUGCUUGAAUGGAGAAGGGUCAAAUUCACCAGAAGAUGAGGAGGCCUGUUCACUGUUUAUAUGCCUAAAUAGUUGCUCCUCUGAAAAACAUUAUUUAUCAGCCAAUCAAAGCAAAGUGCACUGAGCAGAAUGGGUACUUCAAUCAGGACAAAAGUACUUAAUAUAUUAGGGUUGGGUGCGAUUUUCCACAUUGGGCACUAUGUGCUGCAAAGUGCCAUUUGAGACCAUCGUUCUGUCGUCAUUUCUGUGUGAAACUAUUGAUUAUUCGGCCCACAUCUGCUGGGGUUUUCAGUAUUUGUCCUUGAUUGACACUGAUGACCAUUUUAUGCCAAAUCUGGUGACAGCUUAGUAAAUGAAUUCUUUGCAUCAGAUUUGUCAUCAACCCUUAAACAGACACUUAGUUUAUUCUAGUUGAGAUCUUUUAGUGUUCAGAGGUCAAAGAACAGCCCAUUUUCUCCAACUCUGCCUCUCGUGUUAGUCUGAACUGAAAGAGUUGCACCAGUCAUCCCAUGCAGAGAAACAGUGUAUUGGGACUGGUUCCCAACAAGGACACCUUUCUAAUGUACUCUGAGCCGUGUUGAUGAAAGACACAUGAUGUAGAACUCAGCAUAGAGGGGGAACUUGAUGACAUUUUUCCCCCCCUUAGGUUUUUAUAGUCUAAUUUAAUUUCAAUCAUUUUUUUUUUGUAAUGAAUAUGCAUGUAGCUGACUCAUGUUUUAGACAUUUAGGCGUUUGUGAUACUGGUUUUAUUUCUUCCUUUAUACACAUUAACUCUUCUUCUAUGUUUUCAUGUAUAUAGCAGCAGCAGGAGAGUGUUUUCUGCAGCGUCUUUGUCAGAGCGGGAUAUUUGUGUGGCGUCUCGAUAUAUAUCCAGGCAUUCGGUACAGUGGAGUGAGAGCUGCAACAUUUUAGAGUUUAACUGAUCGAAAUUCCCUUAACAACAACAACAAAAAAAAUUCUAGUGUUUGCUCCUGGGAUUGGGAGCAGUCGUCGCACAAAAGCUUGGGUUUUAUGCAAAUGACUUUUUGUGAGUCUUUAUACUAUAUAGUAAUGUUGGUAAUGAGGUAUAUUUUGAAUAAGCUUUCAGUGGAAGCUGCUGAAAUUAUUACAGAGAUUUUUUUUAAACGACGGGCCCACAUGUAGUCUAAAUUAACACUGUCUAUUUGUAUACAGAUUUUAAGUGCAAAUAUUCUCUUGCCUUCUAAGACUGUUACAGUCUUACUAAUAAUUCUAGACAUUUCCUGACAUCCCACCUGAGUUUUACUACUAAGUUAAGCUGGCGAAUGUUCUCAUAGUCUUGAUUGGAGGGCAAGUAGUAUACAUUUUCUAACUAUGCAUAAUUUUUAACCAAGAGAUUUAGCGGUGGGGUAUCUCACACAAAUUUGGGUAAUUUCUAGAGCUAGAUAAUCAGGGCUUUUGUUGUUUUUAUUUUUUAGCAUGUUGCAUUUAGUAGCGUUUCUUAGUGCUUAUCAGCGUCUUCAUGCCUUUCUAACGGGGAUGAAGUAUUUAUGUGGUCAUUUGUAAAAACAUUGUAGAUUUUAUAGCCUGAAAAAUUGGGUGUAUCCUUUGUAAACACACAAUCUUUUCAUAGCCAAACAAGAUUACAAACUUUUACAUGAUUAAUAUUCAGAAAAAAAAGACAUAGAAGCACAAAAAGGACAUCUUGAUUCUAGGUGCUAGAAGUUUUCACUGUAAAAACCACCUUAAUUCCUCACUGGACUGGUCAACAAGGCUUUUUACUUGUACGUUUUAAAAAAGAUGCUUCAUCUCGAGGAUCUUUGCUCUCCCUUCGACGACCUCUCUGUCACCCUUUUUACUCAUUUCCUGUAAAGCAACUAGAAAUCCGACUGACUGUGUUUGUGGGGCAUUCUGAAAAAAAAAAAAAAUCACGUACUUGAUAUUUACUGUUAUGAUGUCAAUAUUGUUCUUAUCGGUGCUGGUCUCACAACAUGUAAAUUUGGAUGCACUUUUGAUAGCAGAACGGUGGCGCUUCUCUCUACAGACGCGCGUUCCUCAAUCGAAGCAGGAGGCUCGGCCAUAUAACUGCGUGACACUGGUGUAAUUGUAUGGAAAUGGCCGUGUGUUCUACCUCUUGUUACCUGUAUAAGUGUUAUGGUAACAUCACACUGCAGGCCAUUUCUGUAUAAUUACCCCUGCUAUCUAUCUAUCUAUCUAAUUGGCGUUGUUUGAGUCUUGCAUUGACAGCAGAGGUUUUAAAACGCUUGGUGUGCAUGAUUGUGAACGCGCUUUCUCAGUUUAUGUUGUUGUGAUUUUCUUUUUCUUCAUAGUUUUACUCAAACUGAUAAGAGAGAAUGUGUUUUUUCCCUUUUUAGUGGUUUUGAGCUGUACGACCAAAUUCUUGAAGUGUGUUUUGUAUUCACACACAGCUUCUCCCUUCUUUCUUUCCUUUUAUUCUAUGCACCAGUGAAAUGACACACCUUUAAAAAAACAAAACAAAAAACAAGUACAAUUGAAACCCUGAUUUCCCGCCUCAGCCCACUUCAGGUGUUAACAUAGCAUAUCCUUGAUCUGGAGAAAUUGUAAAACGUGCCCAAGUGGUGCUGUUAGUCAGACUGUUAAAAGUUACAAACUAUACAAAGACAAUAAGUUUGUAAUUCAGCAAGGCAUUUGAUCAGUUGCUGCUCACCGCAGGACACGUUUUGUCAUCUUUCACACGAGAACGAAUGGUGACUGGAUCAGAUGAAGCUGCAACGAUUAAUCGAUUGACAAAGAAAAUCCAUCGCCAACUAUUUUGAUAGUUGAAAAUUGUUAUAGUCUUUUUUUUUUUUGUCUGUCAAACAUUUGCUGGCUCCAGCUUCUUGAAUAUGAGGAUUUUCUGCUUUUCUUUGUCAUUUAUGAUGGUAAAUGAAGAGUUGUUGGGUUUUGGACUGUUGGUUGGACAAAAGAAACCUUUUUGAGGCGUCGCUUCGGGAUCUGAGUUGUGUUGAACCUUUUCCUGGGUUGUUUUUCGUACAUUUUCUGAACUAAAAGAUUAAUUGUGACAAUACUCCAGCAAAUUACCCAUCGUGAAAAUAAUCAUUAGCUUCAGCUCUUACUCUGGAGACCAGUCGGGUGGAGCCCUGUUGUCGACUCUGUGUUUGGACACGUAGAUGUCCUCAGGGAAUAAUAGAAAGUGGGAAAGUGAGCGGGAGUCCUACAUUCAGAACAUCACGGUGUCUUUUUAGGAGGUGGCUUUGUACAUGUUGUUACUGCUUCUUCAUUAUUUACAUUACCUUUACCAGCACCUUAAAAUAGCAGAUCAUAAUGGCAUUGCUUUUGCUGGAGGUUAAAAACAUUUGACAAUGUUGUUUUUGCACUAAACAAGACUGGAGUUCUGUAGCUGUUGCAGCAUUUGGACUAUUUAUCAGGUGGCAGCCUCUCUUUUACUUUUUUAUUUUAUUUUUUUAAACUUAAAAAGGAGCAGUUGGUUUUGGUGACUCUAAGACACACUUGCCAUUCAGAUCACCACACCUGCUGAUCGGGAGGGAUUUUGCCAAGCCAACCAACACCCAGCAUGUCGUCUUUCAGAUAUAUCCCAAUGCCUUUUAAAUGUUAAUGAACGAGUGAAAGUUGUAGUCGUGUGGAUGGGUUGCCUUUGUACAGUGAUAUGGGAGAAAGGUGCUUUAUGCAAAACGAACUGACAGGUGUUGAAAAAGAGCCGGACAGUCCUGGAGCUCACCUGGAUGCCAAAGGGCUGCGCGAGGGAGGAAGCGUGACACAGACUGCAAUGUGAAUAGAAUAAACAUUGUUUCUGAGGCCUCGCUACACAGCCAGAGACGAAACAUAUCAAGAUCAGGAAGAGGCUUUUUUUCUGUUUCACAUAAAUCUGCUAAAUCAAGAAUGUGUAUGGAAACACCAGCCUGGAUGAAUGUGGCACUGCUUUACAAGUUUGAUGGUGCCCAAUGAGCUUAGUGAGAUAUUCAGAAUGAACCCUCGUGGCAUUAUGGGAUGCUUUCUGGCAGAUUCGUCGCCUCAGUUUGUCAGUUGUUUCUUGAGGUUGUGGUUUGUAAAUUUAAACGGCAUAUCAUAAGCUAAUUUUAUCGAUGAGUUCAUUUUAUUUUCUUGAUACCAGGUUAUUUUACUUCUGUAAGCAUGUGUUUUAAAUUGAGGGUUUGAAGAGGUUGAGAUGAAAUUCCUCUCCGCCUGUUUUACUUAUUUGCUUUCGAAUGGUUUUGGAACAAGAUAAAUUGAAUCCUUCCAAACCGUUACCGUCUGUAUAGUAACGCCUCUCCUGUCUGCCUCUCAUCCGUCUCUUGUAGAGAAACUAUUGCUAAUAUAAAGAAACCUCUUGUAGAGUAGAACCUAUUUUCCUAACUCCAAAUAAUAACAAUGAAUGUACUUAGAGCCUGUUUGGUUUGUAAUAUUGUACAGGCGAUCCAUCCAGUACAUUUAUACUCAUGUUUGCUUCUCUUGUACAGCCUUUUCUUUUUGUUUUUGAUGUUUCAUUUCUCCUAUUUAUAGGCUUUGAUAAUUGCAGAAAGUAUUAUGUUUCCUCCUUUAAUAUUUCCUUCAUUUAGAUGUCGCCUAUUUCACCGCUGAUAUCAUUGAUCUUUUCACCGAUUAACGCGAGAUAAACGAGUCUGCAGUGGCGACGUUGGCUACUGUAGUUGUAGGAGACAAAACGUUUCACACUGGUGCAAAGAGUAGUCAUCUUUUCUGUUCUGGCGUCAUGCUUGUGUGAAGUGCUGUGACAUAAAAGCUGUGUGAGUGUGUGUGUGUAAAUAUAUGCUGGUUGCUUUGGUGUGUGAUCUUGUUUGCUGUUAGAUUUUUGGCUUCUGCUUAAGCCCUCGGCCUGAUAUUCCUGUCCUCUUCUUCAGAGUUGUCCUGUAAAAUCCUUUAAAAAAUUCUCCCCAUGUUCGUCUCACUAACCGUUUCAGCGCAGCGCCACUUCAGAGCAAAGAAACUAAGGUGUUUGUCGGCGUGCCGCUUGUGUUCCUCAGUGAUUGUAUUACUACGCAGCUGUCUUUCCAUAUUUUGAAAAAGUACCGUUUAUGAUUUACAUGGCACUCACUCCGGCUUCAGCUACAUCAUUUUCCUGUUCCUAUUCAUAGAUUUCCUGAAGCAUCACUUUGUCUUUGACAGUCAGUCUUUUAUCUCACGUCCCAAUCACUCGUAGCCACGUGACACUGGUGUGCACCCACAAGGUCUCUCUGUUUCAAAGUUAUCCUGUAUUAGUGUUUUUAGCUACAAGUCUGGAUUAGUAGUGAGUAUAAAUUCAAAUGAGGUACUGGCAGACCUGAGAAAACCCAAAUGUCCACUGGAAGUCCGUCAGCAGCCACAUUUCCACCAUCUCAACAACUAUUGGGUGGAUUGCUGUGCAGGUCAAACUGUUCACUUAUACAGUGAAAUGACUCAACAGUUACCUGAUGAAUCAGCACAUCAUGUUUUAAGAACAGUCACCCAGACAAUGAUUGUGUAUCUCGUUCAGUCACUGGGUCAGAAUUGUAAUAUUCAUCCAGUUCUUUGAUUUUAUGGCCAAAAACCGGCAAAACUAAGCUAACCAUUCCCAUCAGCCUCAGCUGCACUGUGUUUUAGUUCUAACCAACCGAUGUUAGGUUGUCGUACCAUUUCAAAUUAAACAUUUAUACACAAUACGUGUGUAAAAAAAACUCUCAAGAUAGCAUUCUUUUUCUUUUUCUUUGUAAUUAACAACCUGCACACAGUGCUGGUACCGAAGACGUCAGUGACCACAUACAAUACAUUUGUAAUAAUGUUGAAAUAUUUCAGGUCGAAAAAUUUGACAGUUCAUCCGUUUACUUACAGUUUAGGUACUUGGAAUACUAUCGAAUGCGGGUGUUGCAUCAUUUUAAACAUGCGGUAUCAAUGAGUUUUGAUACUUUUGACCUAACAGAAGUGGUUACAUUGUUAACAUUAGCAUGUUAGCAUUGCUCUUGUGACCAUAUUAGCAUUCCAUUGUUAGCUUCUCCUCAAAGUUUAGCCUCACAGAGCUGCGCAGGCUGUGGACUCUCCUUCCUGUUUGACAGCAAACAUGUUUGGAGCUCAUUUAUGAUCAACGUGGUAAAAAAAUGCCGUCUUAUCCUCACAUUGUAUCCGUCAGUUGUCAAUUCUUGACAGUUGUCAGAAAAUGUAGUCAUUUAUUUAUGCACACUCAAAACUGAAUCUAAUGCUGCAGACACACAAGGUGCUCAGACGAAAAUGGACCCAACACGAUAUCAGAAUGUAAAACGAUCUCUGGCUCAACGGAGCCAAGACAAAGACGUAGCUGCUUCCAGUGGACAUCCGGGACCGGGCCCGGGCCUGUAGUACACCUGACCUGGACUGUGGAGAACUGUUACCAAGCUUCACCAAACAAAACCGAUGCCAUCCAGCUGAUCUACAUGCAUCCAAUCAUGAAAAGGCUCAUGUGGGUAUUUUUGUAUUUUCAAAGCGUUUCUAGUCUUCAGAAUAACUUGGCUUUUUAUUUACCAACUAAGAAAAAAAACUACCUCAGAGCAGUGUCAGGUGCUAGCUAAUAUUAGCCCUAAUUUAUAAUAAUGGUAACAAAAUCAAAAUUCCUUGUGACCAAACCAAUACAAGCCAAUAUCUUGUGAGAGCACUGUUCUUUCCUUUAAACCUUAAUAAAUGGAAAACCAAGUAAAUCACGUUUGACUGGUUGGUUGCUUUAGUUGGUUACAUGUUAGGGGACCAAAUUUUUGUAAUUGGGAGUCUCAUUGUUUCACAUGAGUCCAUUUUAUUUUUCAUUUUUUAUUUUAUUUUUCAAAAGAUGGUGAGAAAAGCAAACCCAGCACAAUCUAGGACUCAUUCAUGUAGUGAAACUGACGGUAAUCACGAGCGGAUCGUAUAUCGACAGAAAACGUGCCAUCAUACACUUUGACAAUGUUUUAAUACUCCAGUAAAACGUUGGUGAUAUGGAGGAAUGAUUGUAGUGGCGGUGAAGAUUUGUUGGAACGAUGUAUGUACAGCAAUAACGUUGGUGUGUGGGCUGUGGAAUCGCUGGUCAUUUGUCUUUACGCCAGUCUGUCCUCCAGGCAGCGCUCGAUAAACGUGUUAGACUUUUAUUUAGCAGGACGAUACUUUGUCUCCGUGUUUGAAACCAGCUUUUCUCUUUUCAUUUUACCAGAAUGUUGAAAUUUUAAGGUUUCGUACUGGACAGAGCCACUCCACAUGAUCAAAUGCCCACAUUUCUCCCAAUACUGCAAUAAAAGUUCAUUUUCCACUUCUACGAUUAGCCAGACUCGACGCCGUUUCUGUCAAGGAUAUAAGAUUGUAGUCUUGCAUGCAACAAAUUACAAAGGGAAUAUACACAUUUGAACAUACUUUUACGAUGCAUUCGAACAUUGUAAACUUCAGCGAGAGGUACAUCUGAUGUUGUGUGGCGAUUAACUAGUUUGUCGUGAUUAAAUGGAAAACAUCCAGCGCGUUUUGUAGUCGUUUUAUGUGUGCCUUUUGUCGGAUCUCUCUCUUCUCUCUCUUUCCACCUGCCCCAACAUUGGGUUUGUGAGUCCUUCUCUACAUUUUUGACGGAAUCUGCUGCGCCACAUAUAAAAGAAAUUCCAUUUUUAAUGAUCAUGCAACCUUGAGUGUAGAUGCUGCAUAGAACGAUCAGUAUUUGUGUUUUGCACUUUCAAAGCAGUCUCAAAAAAAAAACUUGCCUGCCUGAGGUCGGGCAGAAAGUAAAAAGAAAUAACUGACGAGGUAUUUUAUGCUAUCAAUAGGAAUUAUAAGGAAUAAUAUGACUUUGAAGAGCUUUUCUAAAAAGGUUGAUAUAUCUAUAUAUAUUCAUGAAGUACCUCAUAAGCCUGAUAUAUGCUGCAUUGACUUUUUUUUCUGUAGUGUACUUCAUAUUGUCCAAUAAAAUCUUUAAUUUCCCCCUUUUUUUUUCGGGAGGUUUGAAUGUCACACCCAGCUGUGCACAGGCCACAACCGCUAAAUCUGAUGGAGUUCUCUCGUAACGAAGGAGUAUGUUACACCUCGUGGCCAAAUGAUAACGUGUCAUUUAUGCAAUUUCUACGCAGUUGUCAUCAGAAUCCUUCUCAGCUGUAGCCACAUCAUAUAACCAUGCUCUGUUUUUUUUGUUUUGUUUUGCAUGUUCUCUGUGUCUGUGUAGCCAAAAAAUAUCGGGUUUAGUUGACGAAGAGUUGACGUGCACCGAACGCCCCGCGAGGCUCCGCGGUGUCACACAGCUGUUGACUCAGGUAUUGUCGUGAAAAGGGCUGUAUCUGCUUACCUGUGUCCCCCCUGCUCCUCCUCCCCGUACACCUUUGUCUUAAAAUAGCCUUAGAUCUACACGUGAGGUUCUUAUUUGGCCUUAAAAGUUGAACAAAUUAUGCACUACAAUUUCACAGACUUGACAGAGAGCUCGAUUCCCGUUCAGACACUUUUUUUUUUUUCCUCCUUCUUUUUUGUUUAAAGAGUUCGUGUCGUGUCAUUGCCAUGUUAUCUACCUCCUAUGAAUGUAGGGGCUGUCCUGGAGUUGUAGUCGACUGCAAAACCUUUUUUUUUUCCUGCUCAUUUAAGAAAAACAGACAAUCAUCUGUAGACUCUUGAAAGGUAUAAAAGAUAUUCCCCUAUUCAUUCAUACAUAGAACUAAUUCCAGGACACUCCAAUUUUUCUUGAUGUUUUUUUUCUUUUUUUCCCUCAUUGGCCAUUUUCAUUUUAUACAUUGUGCUUUUUUUCAUUGUAAGCCAUGAUGGAGAAGCAAAGUGACCAAAGUCUCUUGGCAAAGGCCGCCCUGCACAGCCGCGUGAAUUCAAACCUCCCGUCAUUUGUGUCAUUUUGAGCUCAGUUUUUGAGUUGUUGUUUUUAUUUUUAUUUCCUCCUCUCUCUCUUCUCCCUUAUUUAAACCACGACAUGCCAAAACUGAAUUUGCUGUCAUUCCUGUUCUGGUGAGGGUCUUUAUGUUGCUGAUUUAAUUUGUUCACAUCCACUGCUAAGCUCCUUGUUCUUGUUGUUGUAAAGUUGUAAGCUUUGAUUUCUAUUUUACAUUUCCUUAUUUUUGUUAACAAGUAUGCUUACAGAACACAAGAUAUGCUGUAAAACCCUGUUAGGACAUAAUGUGAAUACGUAUCACUUAAUAUAGUUCACUCUUUGGCUUGACUGUAAGUUGCGUUAAUUAAUAAAAAUGUUUAAAAAAGUG
Molecule: messenger RNA, 12424 nt
Organism: Acanthopagrus latus (yellowfin seabream)
Lineage: Eukaryota; Metazoa; Chordata; Actinopteri; Spariformes; Sparidae
Gene: ago2
Product: argonaute RISC catalytic component 2
Exons: 20
Coding region: 232-2877 (881 amino acids)
Biological process (GO): regulation of DNA-templated transcription; regulatory ncRNA-mediated gene silencing
Cellular component (GO): RISC complex
Molecular function (GO): protein binding; RNA binding; endoribonuclease activity, cleaving siRNA-paired mRNA
Source: RefSeq, a predicted model, not a curated record